Molecule: messenger RNA, 1380 nt
Organism: Prorocentrum cordatum
Lineage: Eukaryota; Dinophyceae; Prorocentrales; Prorocentraceae
Source: the annotation of a GenBank genome assembly
GAACGAUCGAUUUGGGUUGUUUUGGCACAGAUCCUCCUGCUGCUCCGCCGGACUUUUCCACCCAUGGUGCGCCUCACAAGUGUCUUGCUGCUGCUCGUCAUCGGCACUGCUGCGCAGCAUAGCGAGAAGGGUGUGUGCAACGUGGACACAGGUGGCAGCUGCAAGGUCUUCGGCUGCAACGAUUGGCGGGGUGGCGCCAAGUGCGACAAGGAGGCGGGUUACAAGUGCAUGUGCCCGCCGGGGAAGUGCUCGUCGAAGGAUGGCAUCUGCGUCGAGGAGGACAAACAUGCAGCCAGCCAGUACGACGUGAACACUGGAUCAACUUGUGACCCAAUCUUGGGGUUUUGGGGCUGCUCGGCUGAUCUGGGGCCAACCGACUGCGUCGCUGGGAAGUGCCUCUGCGAGGCCGGAAAGUUCUACAUCUGCCACGAAGUGCCCGACACAGAGGGUCAGAGAACGAUGUCUGGUUGCUCGAAAGAGUGCAAGUGCCAGAAGCCAAGUGAUUGGGGCAGCAAGGCACAGUGCGUCCCCAAGAACACGCGCCGCCCAGGCGUUGGCUCUCGUCGCCCCGCCGUGGUGAUGCUCCCGUUGCUUCCACGCCCCCUUCUGGCGAUCCGGAACUUCUCCGUCGAGCGCCUGCACGCCCUGUUCGACGUCCUCCUCGGCUGCGUCACGGUGGUCACCGAGUUCGUCGGCUUCUUGAAGUUCGCCAUGUUGGCGCUGCACGUCGACCUGCGGAUCAUCCCAGUGAUGAUCGGCUUCCGUUCCAGCCGCGCUGCAGAGCUCAAUGGGCUUGACUUCAUGGAGCACCGCUACGACGAUGGCAGCCUUGGCACAGACCCAAACGUUGUCACGGUGAUCACCGAGUCGGCGAUGCGCGAUUGCUUGGCGCAGCGCAUGGUACGACAUUUGUCCCCCACGAAAAGGUACAGUUACAAUUCCCCAGCAGAGACUUGUUUAGUGGCGGACUCGGCGGGCAGCAAUCUGCCGAACGCGCCCUGUGAUGCGAGGGCCAGCUCGUCCGGUGAGGCCUCCACGGAGCUGGGAGCACAACGUGCUCGCGAGAGUGCUCCCGACGAACGUGGAGUUCGCCAGCCGAGUGGGGCGCCCGCUUCCAGAGCCUCCACCGCUCCCAGCAGCACGUCGGAGGCGCCUGGCAACGGCCAGCUGCCUUCCCAAGAGGAGCUGGCGCGCGAGGUCGCGGCCCUGCGUGCCGCAGUGAAGCCUCUGGGAGAGCAGAGGGCUGUCCAGACAGCAGCUGCUGGCGCAGAGCAGACCGACGGCGCAGCGCUCGGCGCGCUCCGCGGUAGUUCGUUAGCCGGGAUGGGCCGUGCAGGCGCCUUGCGGCAACUGCUGCAUGAGACAGAGAAGGUGAUGGCA